Molecule: messenger RNA, 4138 nt
Organism: Coturnix japonica (Japanese quail)
Lineage: Eukaryota; Metazoa; Chordata; Aves; Galliformes; Phasianidae
Gene: ACOX3
Product: acyl-CoA oxidase 3, pristanoyl
Biological process (GO): fatty acid beta-oxidation using acyl-CoA oxidase; lipid homeostasis
Cellular component (GO): peroxisome
Molecular function (GO): fatty acid binding; pristanoyl-CoA oxidase activity; FAD binding
Source: RefSeq, a predicted model, not a curated record
AGCAGCCCCAUGGCCGGCAGGAGGAGGCGCACAGUCGCAGGAUGCUGCCGUCACUUCCCGAGGCGGAGACGGCGGCGAGAGAAGAACUGUUUGACUAACAAUGGCACCCAUGCUGAAUGUGAAAGAAGCCACUGGCAACCAAAGUUCUUGGAAUACUUUGCUACCAGAUUUCCCUAAGGGGCCUCUCUCCAAAUAUAGACAGAAAGCUUCCUUCAACUGGAAAGAGAUGGCAGUGUUUCUCGAUGGUGAAGAUAUCAUCCAGCUUAAGAACAGAAUCUUCUCUGCUCUAGAAAGUGAUCCUUUAUUUGCACAUCAUCCUGGAGAAGAAUUGAGCCGUGAGAAGUAUCAAGAGCUGACGUUCCUGCGCUGUAAAAGGCUCUUUGAGUAUGAUUUUGUUACUCAGCAAGAGAUCAUAGAGAACCCAUUGAUGAUAUUAAAUAUGGUUAUCUGUAUAGGAAUGUAUGACUGGUCUCCAUGUCUCCAAUUUUGCUUACACUGUGGUGUAUUUGGAGGUACAAUUUUGAGUGCUUCAAAAAGGUUUGCAGACUUCUUGGAGAAAAUUUAUAACAUGGAGAUUUUUGGAUGUUUUGCUCUUACCGAACUCAGCCAUGGAACUAAUACCAAAGGCAUACGGACCACUGCCACAUUUGAUCAUAACACUCAGGAAUUUGUCAUUAAUUCUCCUGACUUUGAAGCUGCAAAGUUCUGGGUUGGUAAUAUGGGGAAACAUGCCACACAUGCAGUUGUGUAUGCCCAACUCUACACUCCUGAUGGACAGUGCCAAGGAUUACAUUCCUUCAUUGUACAGAUUCGUGAUACAAAAACUCUCCUACCAAUGCCAGGAGUGAUGGUUGGUGAUGUAGGAAAGAAAAUUGGGCAGAAUGGGUUGGAUAACGGGUUUGCCAUGUUCCACAAUGUCAGGAUACCUAAGGAAAACAUACUGAAUAUAAGUGGAGAUGUCUCACCUGAAGGAAAAUACUCAAGUUCUCUCAAGGAUGACAAGGAGCGUUUUAGUGCAGCUCUUGGAUCCUUGUCCACUGGCAGAAUUCUGAUCACAGCAGUUUCUACGACCAAUUUAAAGCUUGCCUUGUCAAUAGCCAUUCGCUUCUCAGCAACUCGCCAUCAGUUUGGACCAACUGAUGAAGAAGAAAUACCUGUCAUUGAAUAUCAAACACAGCAAUGGCGUCUUCUUCCAUAUCUAGCUGCUGCAUAUGCAUUAGAUCAUUUUUCUAAAUCACUGUUUGAGAACUUCGUGGAAUUUUAUGCAGGCUUAUUGACAAGGCAAAGGAGUCAGAGACAGGCUGAUUUGGGACGUGAGAUUCAUGCCUUAUCUGCUGCCAGCAAACCACUGUCUUCUUGGACUGCUCAGCAGGCAGCCCAGGAGUGUCGAGAAGCUUGUGGAGGACAUGGUUACCUUGCCAUGAAUCGUCUGGGUGAAAUCCGGAAUGAUAAUGAUCCAAACUGCACAUAUGAGGGAGAUAACAAUGUCCUGCUUCAGCAAACCAGCAACUACUUAAUGAGCUGGAUGAAUUGCAUUAGAGAUGAAGUGCCUUUUGAAUCUCCUCUUGGAACAGUAAACUUUUUGCAAGACUACCACCAUAUCAUUGGCUGGAAAUUCAAAGCCAAUAGUGUAGAUGAUUGCAUGGACUCCUCAGUUCCUUUAGCAGCAUAUAAAUGGCUGGUUUGCUACUUGCUCCGAGAAAGUGACCUAAAGCUGAGAAAGCAGAAGCAGUCUGGGUGCAGUGAUUUUGAGGCAAAAAACAACUGUCAGGUGUAUUAUUGUCGAUCAUUAGCCAUUGCUUUUAUUGAACAAACAGUCUUACAAAGAUAUCACGACUACACUCAUGAUCCCAACAUACCAUCUACUCUGCAGCCAGUGCUUAAGAACCUCUGUGCUCUCUAUGGACUCUGGUCUUUAAGUAAACAUCUGGCUGUGCUCUAUCAAGGUGGCUAUGUUUCGGGUGAACAACCUGGUAGACUUAUUCAAAAUGCUAUUCUGGAGCUUUGUAGCAGGUUGAAAGAUGAUGCAGUUGCCCUUGUUGAUGUCUUUGCUCCUCCUGACUUCAUUCUCAACUCUCCCAUUGGUAAAGCUAGCGGGGAGGCAGGCUUUUUGCAGUGAUGCCACCACAGCUGCAAGACUUCUAUCCUAAGAGAGAUAAAGGAAUGGCAAAGGACAGCAAGCAAAUGAUUCCGGCUGGUGCUUUUACAGGACCUACACAGUUGCUACUCAAGAGAUUUCUCUCAAAGAGAUCUCAGCGUGGGCUGAUUUCCAUCAAACAAUUUAUCCUACUAAGGUACCUGUCACAACUCAAGCAACUCUUCCCCAGCUUUUGGGGAGGGUGGAAGUAAAGGGCUCCUUUAUAGAGAAGUAGUUUUUCUCAGUUGGCACCUGACUUCUUAGAUGAUACUUUGUGAACGGAAGAAUCAAGUCGGUCACACCUUGAAUGAGAGACACUGAACUUACACACCAGGCCUGAACAUUAAGAGAGUAUUAGUCUCUUGGAAUCUUUAUCCCAACUAUUCAGAUUUUCAUGAAAAAAUUGCAAUUCCCUAACUGCACAUUGGAAAUAAAAGCAUUUCCAACCGAUCAUAAACCUAAACUUCUUUGCAAAAUGCUGGGCAUAUGGUGCAUGCAGCCUGCUGAAUGCCAUAGAGGAUUUCAAAUUUACCUGUACUCGAGAAGCAAAACAAUGUGUGGAAAAAGGAAUAAAAUUCAGUCCUCUUGGUGGUAAAUGGAAAUGGCUGCAAUGGAUAGAACAGUUUUUCUAUUUGCUAAAAAUGCAGUUCAGUUUUGUAAGUAGAAAAAUAAAUUUCUUAGCAGCUGGUAUAAAGUGUAAUUGAACUGAUGGAAAGUUUGGCUGGAUGAUGGAGAUAUGGACACAAGCUGUGAGCUUUCACUCAGAUUUAAGCCAAGAUGUGAAGGUGUUUGGGCCUCAGAAAGCCAAUUCAACACUACUAGAGUGUUUUAGUUUUACCACUCAGCCACGUGCAUGGGGCUUUUCCAAGUUCAAGGGAAAUUAGACUCAUCAAACUUGAACUUAACCAGUCCAAAUUUGGCCAGACUACGUUUGGCUCACUUGCCUGGUGUAAUUAGAUGAGCUCUCAUAGGAUGAAGUUAGGAAAAUUUAAACUGGAAUAACAUUUCUACUGCUAGAAUGAAAUGGGAUUCCUCUGUCCGAGGUCUUUCAAAUAUGGACCACACAAAAUCCUAAGUACUUCUCCCAGGAACAAUCAUCCAUUGGCAGGAAUAUGGAAGGGAUGAGGUAAUAGAGCAUAGAUAUCAAAACCUCUCUUGAAGGUACAAAAAGGGAGUUAUAUAUCCCCAGUACUGAGCAAAAGAUAGGUGGGGAGGUUAAAGGAUAGCUCCAAAUAAAGUCAGAUAUAAUUGAGUAAUAAAAUAAAUUCAUAGGUGUGAUGUACAAAACUCUCAUCCAGCUGCUGUUAAUCCUGGCAACAGCAAAGUUUUGCUAUUAGCUCAGCUUUUCUCUAUAAAUGCUUCCAAGUGCACAUCCACGCUUUCCUCUCCACAGCAGCCCAGAGGCAAAGCCUGACAAGAAGCCCUCUAAGUUUGCAAGUAAAUUUGAAAACCCUCAAAAAGUUGUAAGGAAAAGAAAAAAAAGAGGGGAAAAUAAAAAGAGAGAGAGAAAAACAGUUCACUUGCCUCAUUUCCUAUCACAUUAUGUGGUCAUUAGGAAAUGACCGGUAAGGUUAGCAUUGGGUCAGCUUUCUUUACCUCCAUAUAAACUUGAAACAUCAACUCUGAAGUUGUGAUUUUGAAAGACUGAGUUCAAUCCUGUAUGCUGAAUAUGGAAGUCCAGGUGAUGCAUCCUAGAGGGGUAAGAACACAUCCCUUGGGCUCCAGUUAGGCUCUCAGAAAAGUCCAUGUAAGGGCUCUGACACUCCAUGGUUUCCAGUGCCUGUAUGUGUUAUAUGUGUGCUUCACUUCUCACAAGCUUCAUUCUGUGUUGCAAGACCAGUAUGUGUCAUCUCCAGCCCUGCCAAAGUUUAAUAAAUUCAUUAAGAAGUUUGAAUUUCAGUCUUAAUUUAGCUACUCCAUUAAAUGGGGAUUAAAUCUCCUGUUAGAGCUGCAGACAGGAUGAGAAAAAAAAGUGUUACUGUAUAUCCACAUAGACAUAGU